Messenger RNA from Helianthus annuus (common sunflower), 1249 nucleotides. Its product is annotated as nuclear transcription factor Y subunit C-3. The coding region runs from base 216 to 1001 and encodes 261 amino acids. The record is from RefSeq and is a predicted model, not a curated record. Gene Ontology annotation, molecular function: DNA binding; DNA-binding transcription activator activity, RNA polymerase II-specific; protein heterodimerization activity. Gene Ontology annotation, cellular component: nucleus. NCBI's taxonomy places the organism in Eukaryota, Viridiplantae, Streptophyta, Magnoliopsida, Asterales, Asteraceae. The transcript has 4 exons. Gene Ontology annotation, biological process: regulation of DNA-templated transcription.
AAGUGUCUUUUUCCUUACUAUAUAAACAUAACACCCCCACCCAUUAUCAAUUCAUUCAUUCACUUUCUUUUUCGAUCAACUUCAAACCCUAGCUCUUCUUCAAUUUCUCACACUUUGCUACUCAAUCCAACAGAUUUUUCUCUCAAUUGAGUUUGCAUUGAAUUAGUUGUGCGUUUGAUUGAAGCAGCUCUUCAACUUUCUAAACAGUAUACCAGAUGGAUCAACAAGGUCAUGGACAGGCCCCAGGCAUGGGGGCUGUCGGUAACACAACUCAAAUGCCAUACAGCAUGGCACCAUACCCCCCGAAUCAAAUGAUGGGAAUCGUACCCCCCGCAUCGGUUGGCGGGCCAGUCCCACCAUCACAAACCUCCGGUCUCCCUUCUCCCCCGGCCCAACUGGCCCAACAACAACUCGCGUACCAACACAUCCACCAGCAACAGCAACAACAACUGCACCAACAACUCCAAAACUUCUGGGCAAACCAGUUCCACGAGAUCGAGCAAACCACCGAUUUCAAAAACCACAGUCUCCCAUUAGCUAGAAUAAAAAAGAUAAUGAAAGCGGAUGAAGACGUGCGGAUGAUAUCCGCCGAAGCACCGGUGAUAUUUGCACGCGCUUGUGAAAUGUUUAUUCUCGAGUUGACUUUACGGUCAUGGAACCACACUGAAGAAAACAAAAGGAGGACUCUUCAGAAGAAUGAUAUUGCGGCUGCAAUUACGAGGACUGAUAUUUUUGACUUUUUGGUUGAUAUAGUGCCGCGAGAAGAUUUGAAAGAUGAGGUGAUUGGUUCGACAAUCCCGAGAGGUGGGCCCAUUCCGGUUGGGGCUCCGACUGAGGGUCUACCGUAUUACUAUAUGCCGCCUCCACAGGUUGGUGGUUCGGGGAUGUAUAUGGGUAAGCCUGUGGAUCCUCAAGCGCUUUACGGCCAGCAGCCUCGUCCUUAUAUGGCGCAGCCUAUGUGGCCGCAACAGCAACAGCAAGAACCGCAGGAAGACGCUUAACCAGGAAGCUUUACACGAGAUGGAAUUCUGAAGAAUGGUGGCUGUAGACGAACGCUGCUUACUAAUGGGAAUUUGUAUUAAGGUUAAAUUUUCAUGUGGUUUAUUAGGAAUGCUUGUAGUCAUACUUAAUUAUGUGUGUGUGUGCCUACGUGCUGUUCUAUGAUGUUGGCGGCAAACAUGUGUUAUAUCCGGACCAGGUUUUGGAAAGUUAAACUGAUAUCCAAUGCAGAAGGUAUAUUGUUUGCUCA